Phaeodactylum tricornutum CCAP 1055/1 is the source of this 1662-nucleotide messenger RNA. RefSeq lists its product with no specific name. The transcript is spliced from 5 exons. The record is from RefSeq and is a predicted model, not a curated record. The coding region runs from base 1 to 1662 and encodes 553 amino acids. Lineage: Eukaryota; Bacillariophyta; Bacillariophyceae; Surirellales; Neidiaceae.
AUGAUAUCGCAGCUCAGGUACCAUGACUGGACCGUACACGGCAGUCGAUCGAGUUUGGCGGCGGGUCCCCCCUGGAGCGUGACCGGACUGAUUCGGAGUCGCGGAAAGCACCCCACGUUCACGCCCCCCUCUCCAAUUUCUCCACUUCACUGUGCGAACGCGGUAGAAAGGCAGUACCAUCCAUGGUACUACCAUGUGGCACGCCGUAAACGCGAAUGCAAAGAAUUUCGAACGCGAGUCACUCAGAUCGUCGAGUCGUUCUCACCACCGCAUCCGCACUGGCAUCUCUUGCCUCCACACUACAUUCAUAGACACACGUAUUGUUGCAUCCUUGCACUCUUUACUGGUGACAGCAUCCAUUCAUUCUUUCCGUCGUCGUCGUCGCUGCACCUCAUUGCCAUGCCACGUUCGUACGCUUCGCUCCCGGGCGUUUCCGGGAUGUUGCUAGUCAUUCUGAUCGCGUCGGAUCGCUCGUUGCAAUCCACAGCGUGGCAAUUAAAUACAAAUCUGGAACCUAGCGCCACCGGGUCGACCCUGCACCGGCGUCAUGCGAUUGAACGCAUGGUGUCGGGUGCUGCGGUGCUAGGUGGAUUGGGCGGGGGACUCGGGACGGUACACGCCGCCGUACCGUCAAACGGACUCACCUUUGACUCGUACCGGGUCGUUCCCGAUUCCACUGCCGCACUUAAUCCUAGUCUGUUGCCCAUUCAGAAGGCGGAUUUUCUGCAAACAAUAUCGUCGCGCAACGGCGGAGCCUUGUGGUUGGGCGAGCACCACAACUCCGUCAAGGACCACAAUUUGCAAGUCGACAUUCUCCGCCAAGUGCAUCAACUCCGCCAAGCCACCGGGUCCCCCACAGCGGUAGGACUGGAACAGGUACAGAUUAAGUUUCAGCCUGUUCUGAACGACUACCUGGCCGGGAAGAUAUCCGCCGCCGAAAUGCGUCAACGCGUUGAAUGGGACACGCGCUGGAUGUGGCCGUUCGAAGUGUACGAGCCCGUUUUUGCCACGGCCAAGGAAUUGCGUAUGCCUCUAGUGGCACUCAACGUCAAUUCAGAAGAUUUGGUACUCGUCGAAAAAGGAGGUCUACCGGGGUUGCCGAGUGAACGACUCCGGCAGUAUAUUAGUGACGCACCUGGUUUUGCAGCCUUUGCCAAGCCUCGUGAAUUCGGAACCUAUGUCGACUACGUUAUCCGACCCUCCUACGAUCUACAUGAAGCAAUGGGUCUGCUCAAGUACAGCAUGUCGGGGGAAAAGUUGGAUGAGCCCAUGCCCUUUCGCAAUUUCUUCAGCGGGAGAAUUUUGUGGGACGAAGCUAUGGCGAACGCCGCCUACUCCUGGACCAAGGCGAAUCCCGGUGGACUCCUCGUGGGUUUGGUAGGGGCGGAUCACGUCAAGUUUCGCAACGGAAUUCCGGGGCGAUACGCCCGGCUUGCGCCGAAUGACGCCGCGUGUGUUUCAGUUCUGCUGAACCCGACAUUGAUUGAUACGCGACCGUCGGGCACGGUAGGCAUGGAGGGUGCCGUUUCGGAUCGUCCGGAAACCAUUACUCUGCAAAUCCGUUAUUUGAAAGAUGACGUACAAUUUGAUUCCCCGGAACGAACCUUGCCAUCGUCAACGGGUGGUGUCCUGGCUCUCGCCGAUUACUUGGUGGUAGGUUGA